CCUGUUCCUCCCUCCAAGUUGCUGCUCUCCAUCCACCAAAUCAUCAAAUCCGCCAUAGCAUCGUCGGAUCGUCCACACGCCAAACGCUCUCCUCGACCCUUGACCGGUCACUCUCUCCCCACCAGGCACAUCUUUGGUUGCCUGCUCCUUCCUCCCGCAAGUGUUGACUCAUCUUUCACCUGUCCUUGUUGCACCAAGAGAACACCGUGUCCUCGCCAUGCAUUGACAGUCAACUACAUGAACUGAGGGCAGAUAUCGACAUUCCACCUAUACUGCAUAGUUCCUCAACACUCAGAUACACCCUCACACCCACCAUCAACCUACCCCACAAUGUCCACCACUCCACAUAUCAAAUUCGAGCAUUCGCCAGCCGAUAGCCUCGCCGACAGCUUUGACUCCACACCGGGCACAUCAUAUCCAUCACUCUUCGAGAACAACUCGAUGGACCCGAUAGAUAUCAUGACGCCGGCCAUGACCCCUCGGUCAUUUGAGGACGACAGCAUGUUUGGCGGUUCCAUCCGGGGCGACAGUGUUCUAGGUGACACCCCCGCUCCGGAGAAGAAACCAGUAAAGAAGAGGAAGUCUUGGGGCCAACAACUACCGGAGCCCAAGACCAAUCUUCCACCAAGGUAAAUGCGCAAUGCACUUCACCUUCCCAAACAUCCAGCUAAUCCAAUCGACAGAAAACGAGCGAAGACUGAGGACGAGAAAGAGCAACGUCGAGUCGAGCGAGUUCUCCGAAAUCGCCGGGCCGCACAGUCCUCAAGAGAACGCAAACGACAAGAAGUCGAGGCCCUCGAAGCGGAAAAGCGAGCCAUUGAGCGACGUAACCAAGACCUCGAGAUGCGUCUCGCACACGCCGAGGCACAAAAUAUCAGACUUCAACAAGAGUUGGAGCAAAUUACCGGCAAACAAAUCACCGCAUUCCAAUCCCCAGUCUCGUCGCCAGCCCAAGAGCUCCGACAAGCACCAUCACCAGUUACAUUUUCACAAGAGCUGUUUGGAUCCAGAGAUUCCACCAAGAACACAUCCAUCAGCACCCAAGCACUCUCCGAGGUUUCUCCUCAAACAGUGAAUCCCGCCUCCAUCUCCCCCGAGAUCCGACCUGUUAGCGAUUCCGCCAACGCCAGUUCUUCCGAUAUGACACAACAUCCUGCCGCGAUGUUGUGCGACCUGCAGUGUCAGUCGGAAGAACAACGGCCCUGGAUGAACUCAACAACAGCAACGAAUUCCGCAAUCUAUCAAAUCUGGAUAGCCACCACACUACUCAGCCUGAUUUCGGGGGCUACUUCGACGCUCCUGAACCCACUGAAUCAGAUCGUCAAUUCCUUGAACACGGGAUCCUCCCUGUCGCCGACAACUUCAAUCUUAACUUUGAUCAUUUGGUUGGUCACAACGACGGCGCCUUUGACGAUUUCAACCUCGACGACUUCCUCAACCACGAUGACCAGCCUGCGCCCGAGACUCAGUCUUCGGAUUCGCUUGUUGAGACGACUGCUAGCCUGCAGCCCACGUUUGGCGCGUCCUUUAAUGGAUGCGACGAUGUCGGCAAUGCGGUCAGCGUCUGAACAGCAGCUAUCCAACGCCUGUCUCUUGGAUGUAGAUGCGAGUGAUCGUGAUCAACGGAACUCACCGAGUGUUUGUUCGUUAAUGACGUUACUUUGGACCAUUCAUGUGAUCGAGAGGGAACGAACGCAGAAGACAACCAAGCUGGACGCAGCGACGGAAGUCAGACAGGCGUGUGAUAAGCUGGGUGAACUGUUCAGUACGCAAGAGAUAGAGACCCGAUUCUCUUCACCUUCUACUACUUCUACUACUACCAUUACAUCUGGGGCGCUUUAUGGGGAUAAAGCUAAAGAGGAAAAGUCCUUUGAAGGAUGGCGUACAGGCGUUUAAGAUCAUGACUUUAUGAAUUGAUCCUUCUCGAUAAUCCACGUUUUAGCGGGUGGGAAGAGAUUAAUGGAUGUCCUUGUACACCAUAUGUAACAUUUGUGCCAAUACAAAAUCACAUUUAAAAUAUUUAAUUCUGUUUUUUCAUCUGCUUGUGAUGUUUCAAUGUGAAUUCGUCCCUCGUAUCUGUGUGAUGUUGGGUCCUGGAUGAUUACGGGUAUCUGACAGUGCUCACCUAGGUUACCCCCUAGGUGGGGCGAAGUUUAUAGGGUUGGGAGUCUGGGAGAGCUCGAUCUGGGGGCGCUGCUGGACGUCAAGCUCGAUAGUUCACUUAUCUGACCUUCAGUUUUUUUAUUGAUAUGUUGAGCUGUUACUGUACCAAACUUUGAGGUACUGUAGAGUGGGGGCGAGCGGGGCGGGGUAUUGUAAGUUAUGGAUUUCCGAUAGAGUAUGUGAACCAGCUUGACCCCGAAAGUUUUGGUGCUGAUGAUGUUUGUAUGUAUUGUACUGUAACCCAAAUUUAGUAUACGGAACAGGUUCACAUGUUUAUUUUAAUGCUAGUUCUCGUUCUGGAGAAAGUGGAAGUGGACGUGGAAGUGCAUGUAAAGUAAUGUCAAGUAAUGUAUGUUGUGAUAUAUAUCGAGACCUUGGAGGACGGAAAAGGCAGGUAUGUAUACCGAGUGCGUUCACCGCGCGAUGAUAGUUGGGGUAGAGUUGGUACAGUCCGGGAGGGGGGCACGAGAAGAAGUGCCGACCGAGGGUGUAAUUUUAAAGGUUGGUUGGUUGUACUCGUACUGUAGAGUUACAUACUGUACUGUACUGUACUGUACUGUACAUAGAAGUAGGACGAGAUAGGAAAGUUGCAAACUCUAUUGCGUAGAACCAUCUCAUCCUCCACCACGUCCCAUUCUAUUCACAUGUACAUUUACAUUUACAUAUCUCAUCCUUAUUUUCCUACCAUAUUAUCUCAUCCCAUCUCAUCCAGCUUCACCUCAUCCCAUCGCAAAAAUGCUAAACAUCACACUCCCCCCCCUUCCCCCCUUCCUCGAUAUCAAAAACCUCUACCCCUCUCCCCUUCCCNCCCCAGCCCCCUCACCCUACUUCCUCCCUCUUACCCAGGUAGCAUUCAUGUCUACUACCUUUCUCACCCGCGAACAGAGGAUCCGCUAUGCCGCCCCGGUCUUGUUAUUGUGGAUCAGUCGGGUUCGACGGCAUAAUACGGGGGAUCUGAGGGACUUUUUGAGGAUGAGUUUUGUGUGUGGGGUUUUGGGGAAGUUUGUGGAUUUUGGGUUGUUGGCCAAGGAGGGGAGUGAGUGGAAGGUUGGGAGGGGGGAGGGGAUAGAGAGUGAGAAGGGUGAGAAGGAGAAGGAGGGGAAGACUGGGGAUGAUUUGGUGGUGAGAGAGAAGAGGGAGUUUUGGGGGGGUGUGAAGGAGAGUUGUGAGAUUUAUUUAUUUACUUCUAGGGGUAUUGGGUGGAAUUGGGAGGUUGGAG
Messenger RNA from Hymenoscyphus albidus, 3382 nucleotides. NCBI's taxonomy places the organism in Eukaryota, Fungi, Ascomycota, Leotiomycetes, Helotiales, Helotiaceae. The record is from the annotation of a GenBank genome assembly.